This is a messenger RNA of Cuscuta epithymum, 2029 nucleotides long. The record is from the annotation of a GenBank genome assembly. NCBI's taxonomy places the organism in Eukaryota, Viridiplantae, Streptophyta, Magnoliopsida, Solanales, Convolvulaceae.
AUUAUGCCGGUUAUUAUGGAAGAAGAUUCUGGUAACGCUCCUCUAGAACCAUCGACGUCCCAUAUAAAUAGGGCUGCUGCGAUCUACGACCAAGUAAAAGAAAGAAAUAGAGAAGAAAACAGAGCGAGAGAAAUUGGGAGAGGAAAAGAGAACGAACGUCGCCGGAGUGUAUGUAGUUGCAACUUGCAAGUCGAUCGGACGGAUACUGUCAACGCCGGAGGGCCUGGUACGAAGUUCGCCGGAGAAGGAGAGGAGGUCGCCGCAGAAGCUGAAAUGCUCCUGACGUCGCCCGAGGAGGAAAUCAGACUAUCAUGGGACCACCCACUGCCGAUGCUAAAAGGAAGGAUCCCAUAGCUGUGCCGCCGCCGCCCGAAGGACAUACCUGCGCUGAACUAGUGAACUUGCUCGCCGGUGCCGAGUGACAAUCGGACGUGCUCUACUAUUUUUACAAGGUGAUUUGGUUGAGGAGCAAGGUAGAAGAAUUAACUAGGAGUACUUGGAGUUGAGGUGAUGAUUUGACGAAGUUGUUGAUUUCGAGAGAGCCUCCGCUAGAAAAUGUAGCUGUAGUAAUCAAUGUAGUUAAUUUACAAGAUCUAAAUAAUCAAUUUUGGAGUUUGAGUAUUUUCAGCCUGUGCACUCGGUUAAGAGAAAACCGAGUGUGGCGGUAACGCCCCUAUUUUCCUUUGAAUAUUUUUCCGCUGUAAACUCUGAUGUUUUCAAAUAAAAGUCCAAUAUUUCUUUUGAAUAAAUUUAUAUUUAAAUAUAUUUUUGGGUGGGAAAUUUGGGGGUGUUACAUGUGCCUCUGAAAGAUUUCAUUCAUGCAGCUGGAGAAUUUGGACAGAAUGUCAGUGUAGGUCUUCAAAAGCUGAUCAAGAUCAACAGGGACACAUUCAGACAGAAUGCCUCCAUUCUUGACAAUUAUCAACAAGAUUUACCCUGCUUGAGAGAAGACUUCACUCAGCUAAAGAAUUCUCUGAACAAGUAUGCAAAGACUGCCUUUGACAGAACAUAUGCUCUGGCUACUUCUGUGGACAACAUUCAACAUACUCUGGGUUCUAUUCAAGAAACCCUUAAAUCUCAGAACAUUGCAAUUACCUCUCUAGCCAUAAGUUUGGUCAUUCUGAAGAAGUCAGAUGAGGAGAAGACACAUUGAAGAAAAUAGAAGAGAUGUGCUCUGUUGCUGAACAGAAGACCACCUCCUUGGUUAAUGUUGAUAAGGACAGAUAUCAGAAGCUGGUCCUCAUAGAAACUCAGAAUAAAAACUUGGCUCAUGAUGUAACUAAGCAGAAGGAGCUUCUUGAAACUCUUACUUCUGUCACUCAGACUGUACCUGCUACCAUUGAAAAGUUGAGUAUGGCCAAUGCUAAUGAAUUUCAGAAGAUUGAAAUUCUCCCCAGUAAUCUGCAUGAUGCCAACAGGAGGGAAGAGGAUACUCAAUCUGGAAGUUUGCUGCUGGCCAGAACCUCAGCAUCUGGUUCAGCUGAUCAUGUUAUAUAUUAUGAGAGAAAUAAACAGAAAAAGAUUGAAGAUGGUACUUAUAAACCUCCUCCUCCUCCUCCUCCCAAGAAGUCUACAAAGAAGUCCUCUUUCUCCUUCUCUGAUUGGAAAAAGAGUAGUUUAUCUAGACCAGAUCCUGAUCUGUUUGAGCAAAUGAGGAAAAAGAUGACUCCUUUACAGCAAGAAAACAUAUAUCUGGAUCAUGAAGAGUUCAUCAUGUUCAGCUCUGGAGGAUCCAUUGAAGAAGCUGAAGAUUGGUGGAAAAGGGAGAUAGUGCCUGGCAAGACGGCUCAAGAAGGUAUAAUGAACUAUCUUGACUGCAAGCUAACUCCUGCUUGGUCUUCAUAUGCUACCCCAAGGAACUUGUUGACAAUUAGAGCCAAGGUUAAUGCAAAACUUAAGGAAUUUGAGGCAGAAGCAGCAGCAGCAUAAGAAGAGAUUUUGUAACCAGAACAUCUUGUACUCUUCUUACUGUCUCCUUUAGUAAAAGCUCUUAUGUCCCUCUCCUUGAUUAUCUAUCUGUUACUAACCU